CUCCAGCAGCUGUAUCAUUAGGUCUUAGAAUGGAAGAGAUGAUAUUCAACCUUGCAGACAUGCAUUUGUUUUUCAAUGAUUUAGAGGAAUGUGAUCAGGUGCACAUAGACGAUGUAGCAUCAGAUGAUAAUGGACAAGAUUUGAGCAGUAAUUAUAAUUUCCAGACUGACGGGUUCCAUGCUGCUGCUACCAGUGCUAACCUAUGUCUCGCUACCGGUGUAAGGGGCGGAGUCGAUUGGAUGAGGAAACUCGCAUACCGGUAUAGGAGAAUCAAGGAGAUUUACAGCUCGUACAAGAACAAUGUAGGAGGCUUACUCGGACCUCAGAAGAGGGAACAGUGGCUGCAAUUACGAGCAGAGAUUGAAGCUAUGACGGAUUCAUGGCUCACCAUCGCUCUCAAAUCACUAUCAAUUAUUCACUCAAGAUCAAACUGCAUCAAUGUUUUAGUGACAACGACACAACUCGUCCCUGCCGUUGCCAAAGUCUUGCUCUACGGUCUAGGAGGAGUGUUCAACAUUGAGAAUGUGUACAGCGCCACAAGAGUUGGAAAGGAAAGCUGCUUUGAACGAAUCGUAGCGAGGUUCGGUCGUAAGGUGACGUACGUUGCCAUCGGUGAUGCGAAGGAUGAGGAGACGGCUGCUAAGCAGUUGGACUUUCCUUUUUGGCGGGUAACGAGCCACUCAGACUUAGCAGCGUUACAUCAUGCACUUGAUCUUGGAUACCUCUGAAUAUCAAUCCCGAACGAUGCCAUCCACCCCCACCCCCUCCUCCGUCACCCCCACCCCCUCCUCUGUCACCACCACCCCCCUAGAUACACCAUCGUUGAUAUAUUUUCUAUCUUGCCCCCUUCCAAACCUCCUUUUUCACUCCCCCUCCCUUCCCCCCCUUGUAUCCUGGACAUUCACCUCUUGGAAAAUGCCAUUGGUGCUAAAAAAAUAUGUGCGAAAGACUGAUAAGCAGAACAACUCGAUGAACUUGCCAUAACAAUGACAUUCAAAUGUAGAUGAUGAGAUGCAUAGGCAGAGUAAUCUUCGGAUGUUAAUGGGCAGCUCGAACUUAGUUGCGUCGGGAAAUAUAUUUAGACGCGGAGAAAACAUGGUGAAGCCAUCCUACGGAGACGAUACUGCUGUUUCCAUGGCAACUGGUGAAUAUAUACAUAUAUAUAUUCAGAUCUGUGAAUAUUGGUAUCUUUAAGGAAGAUGGAGUGUCGUGUUUUGAAGGUUAAUGUUGACCCCAUGGAAUCACUCAGGACUUUGGAGUCGUCUCCGUGUUUCUCUACGGGAUGAAAUAAAUCAAGCUUGGUUUCAUCGGAAUGGCUCUUUUAUUUUCCCUCUAAGAAUCCUCUUAGAGUGUGGUAUAUAGGCUUUCGCUGCUCCGGAAGUCGGUUGUUCUUUUUCAUUAUUAUAAGAGUUUCAGGUGUAUAUUUAAUUUAUUGUAUUUCAGAAAUAAUGAUAUUUGUGAUAUUUUUUCCACCGAGAAAUUAUUAUUGAUGGGGAAUAAUCAUGUAAGUGAAGAUUUUUUUAAAAGAAAUAUAGAUAAUACAUGUAUACUAAAAAAUUUCAAAUGUCAUUAUUUCCUCCAAAAAUAAUUUCCAAAGAGUUUCUGAAUUGAAGUUUUGAAUGCAGUUGAAUAGAAGCAUGGGAAUUCAAAAUGAUGUAUUAUUGCAAGAAUUUUUAAAGGUCAUUUUUCCCACAACAUGAACUUUUUAUCUUCCAUGAAGACAAGUUGCUCUAUAACAUCCAGCAGUAAAUGUAUAAUAUCAGGACAUAAAUGAAAUAAAGAAAUGUUUUGGAACUGUAAAUAGGAAAGUAGUUGUUUUUAUAAAGACAGGUUACAGGCUGAAUACAGUCAGAAAAAAGGCAUAUCAUAAGAAGUAAGAUAUUUUGCGUGUCAUGAUUUAGUAGAAACUUUGUAAAAUUUUCCCUUUAUUAUACUGUGCUUUGUAACAAAAAGUUUAGUAAUUGAUUGUAAAACAAAUGUUGCAAUUAAUUGAAUUGACAACAAAUGUACAAUCAAUCAUGAAAUUCAGUUUUAUGAUCUAUCACUAAACUCUGCGUUACUAGACCAUGGAUCUCGUUUCAUAAAACUUGCUAUCAAUGACAAAUGCACAAUUCCUAUGACAAUUUUGCUAUCAACCAAUUAAAUGCCACCAUUUCCAUAGCUUUUAACAUUUCUUAUUAUUGAAUGAAGUUUUAUGCAACCAGACCCUAUGUGAAAUUACACAUGUGAAUGUUAUUUAUCAUGAACUGGUUUUGAAUGUAAUAGUCUGUGAUUUUUUUUUAUAGAGUAAAUUUUGAGAACAAAAAUCAUGUUAUGAAUGAUGGCUAGAUGAAUAUAUUUUGUUUUCAAAGUUUAGUUUUAAUAUAUUUGGCUUGUUGUUUUUUGUGUUCAUAUAAGGACAUACCAAAGAGAACUAGUAUUACUAAAACAAAAGACGGCCUUGUUGAUUUCUGUCCACCGAUUUGUGUUCAUAGACUAGGUUUGUUUAAUUGUUCUCGUUAGAUAAAUGAUAUUAUUGAAAGAUAUUUCAAAGAGAGUCCAAACUUCCAACACAAUUGAGAUGUCCAGAUAAUCAAUUUUGUACAAUAAAUCACACCUGCUUUUAUAUGUUGAACAUAAUUUAUACAAGCAUGUUUGUUUUUUUGAGACACCAAAUAUUUUAAUAUGUUCAAUUUAAGUCUGUAUGAAAACCGAGUCUUUUCAGUGAAUGAUUUGAACGGUCUCUUUGAAUAUUGAUGUGAAAGUAAUGUGUCAUGGGAUGUUGCAAAAAAUAUGAUUGCAAUAUAUUGCAAGUAUCAAAUUAUUUCCGGUCCCUCGCACACAUUCGGCACCCCUGUAAAAUCUUGCGUACAAAAAACAUAAUUUUUCUUUCGCGUUUUCAUGAAAGAUGGGUAAUGUUUAGAAACAAAUACUUUGAGUUAUUUUUGAAAAUAUGCUUUAAUUGUUUUGAGUGUUUUUUUUAUUUGGUGGGGUAUUUCACUUCUAAGAUGAUAAUAGAUAUCUGGACAUACUUUGAGUUAUUUUUUAAAAUGGGCUUUAAUUGUUUUGAGUGUUUUUUUUUAUUUGUUGGGGUGUUUCACUUCUAAGAUGAUAAUGAAUAUCUGGACAUUGGACAUAUUGAACUUUGUAGAAAGCUUUAAUUGGUUCUCUUCUGUCUUUAAGGGGGAUCAAUGUUUGCUAAUUAUUUCUCACUAUAGGGCUGCUCCAUUGAAAUUUCCUACAAUCAUGGUUUAUGUGCUCAUCCUCUCGUGUAUAAGGAUGAUGAUGAAAGUCGAUGCAUCAUAUAGGACAAGUUUCUUCUACUGCAUCUCCCUAAUGGAAUGCUCAUGAGAUAUUGUUGUGUGGGAACUAGGGUAUUUAAAAGAGAUAUUCUAUCAUUUUUCUUUCUAUUUUAUUUGCAAAAGAGAUGUACAAGAAGACAAUACUUAUAUGUAUAAAGUGUUCAUUACUUGAUUUCAUGUUGUCUGUAUGUAGGUAUUAAUUAUUCUUACUAUUAUUAUUAUUAUCAUGUGAAGUUUUAAUAUCGAUUGAAUAUUUGUAAAGUAAGAGGAGAUUUUGUGAACACUUUGCCAAAAUGUCUAGUGAUUUGUAUAAAAUGUGGUCUAAACCAAGCCGUGCUAUGUUUCUUGACCGUGUUCACACCACUGAGGGUGAAUAUUGUUGUUUUGUAGCAAGUUCUGUGUUUUAAAUCUUUGUUUGAACAUGACUAAGUUGCCAAAGGAUAUUUUAUAGAAUAAACCCCCAACAACUUGCA
Lytechinus pictus (painted urchin) is the source of this 3754-nucleotide messenger RNA. RefSeq names its product eyes absent homolog 1-like. The record is from RefSeq and is a predicted model, not a curated record. NCBI's taxonomy places the organism in Eukaryota, Metazoa, Echinodermata, Echinoidea, Temnopleuroida, Toxopneustidae. Gene Ontology annotation, cellular component: nucleus. Gene Ontology annotation, biological process: multicellular organism development; cell differentiation; positive regulation of DNA repair. The transcript has 6 exons. Gene Ontology annotation, molecular function: protein tyrosine phosphatase activity. The coding region runs from base 30 to 728 and encodes 232 amino acids.